AUGGAAAUUCCCACUGAAGAUCGAUCUACCAUGUUGCCUAUCGAACCCGAUAGCAACACGGGCGAAGAACAGUCGAGAUACGACCUGGACUCGGAUACUGAAUCCCUCGACUCACUGACGUCGAGUGUCCUGGCCUAUGAAUACAAGAAUGGCCGCCGCUACGCUACAUAUGGAUCGAAUCAAUUUUGGCUGCCAAAUGAUGAACACAUUUAUGGAAUGCUGUUCGGCGGAAAAUUGAUCUUCGCCCCAAUCAAGAACCCAAGGCGAAUUUUGGACGUUGGUACAGGGACUGGCACCUGGGCAGUGGACGUUGCAAUGGCAUAUCCGAACUCGCGCGUUACCGGAACUGAUAUCUCGCCUAAUCAGCCAUCAUGGGUUCCAUCAAACCUCACGUUCGAGAUCGACGAUGCAGAGCUCGACUGGAACUUUAGCCACUUAUUCGAUCUAAUUCACAUUCAGAACUUGAACGGGGCAAUUCGCGACUGGCCGCGCCUGUUCCGCCAAGCAUACGAGUAUAAAUCCGAUACUGACUCAUUCUGGAUCAAAUCCUGGCUAACAUACUCAACCAGUAACUUGAAGCCAGGAGGCUACUUCGAGGUUAAAGAAGGAGACAUUUCCGCAAAAUGCGAUGACGGAAGUAUUCCAAAGGAGUGGAGUCUCGGAAUUGCGGAGAAAGAAUCUCUCCGAGCCUGUGACUCGCUCGGUCAGACCUUGAGAGCGCCAGAGUACAUCAAACAAUGGAUGGAAGAGGCCGGGUUCGUGGAUGUGGAGGAGCGCAUAUUUCGACUUCCCAUGAACACGUGGCCCAAGGAUCCGGAGCUCAAAGAGAUCGGCAGGUAUCAAUGCGCUCAGCACUUGGAAGCCGUGUCGCCAUUUGCUCUUGGCCUACUGGUUGAAGUGCUUGGGUGGUCGAGGGAGGAGACCGAGCUCUUUCUCGUUGGCGUUCGAGACAACAUUAAAGACCGGAGUAUUCAUGCAUAUUUCUCCAUACGAGUUGUAACCGGUCAUCGACCGUGA
This is a messenger RNA of Aspergillus affinis, 1017 nucleotides long. RefSeq names its product class I SAM-dependent methyltransferase. NCBI's taxonomy places the organism in Eukaryota, Fungi, Ascomycota, Eurotiomycetes, Eurotiales, Aspergillaceae. The record is from RefSeq and is a predicted model, not a curated record. The coding region runs from base 1 to 1017 and encodes 338 amino acids. The transcript has 8 exons. Gene Ontology annotation, molecular function: methyltransferase activity.